Molecule: messenger RNA, 417 nt
Organism: Mangifera indica (mango)
Lineage: Eukaryota; Viridiplantae; Streptophyta; Magnoliopsida; Sapindales; Anacardiaceae
Product: copper transporter 1-like
Exons: 1
Coding region: 1-417 (138 amino acids)
Biological process (GO): copper ion transmembrane transport; intracellular copper ion homeostasis
Cellular component (GO): plasma membrane
Molecular function (GO): copper ion transmembrane transporter activity
Source: RefSeq, a predicted model, not a curated record
AUGAAUGGUUUUUAUGGUUUGGAUCAUCGAUAUGGCGUACCCUUCAGCAUGCAGAGGACAUUCUUUUGGAGCAAAAACUCUGAGAUUCUCUUCUCGGGUUGGCCUGGAACAAGCUCUGGGAUGUAUGCGCUAGCCUUGAUCUUUGUUUUUGUUCUCGCUGUCGUUGUCGAAUGGCUCUCUCAUUGCAAAUUGAUUAAACCUGAAUCCAACCAUGUAGUCGCUGCUUUCUUUCAGACUUUCUUGCAUGCCAUAAGGGUUGGCCUUACUUACUUGGUGAUUCUGGCUCUCGUGUCGUUCAAUGGAGGUGUUUUCUUGGCUGCUGUAGUUGGACAUAUCUUGGGGUUUUUGCUUUUCGGUAGUCGGUUGUUCAAAAGGUCAACACCAACACCUCUUACCGCUAAAACCGCUGAUGUUUAG